Molecule: messenger RNA, 3057 nt
Organism: Aedes albopictus (Asian tiger mosquito)
Lineage: Eukaryota; Metazoa; Arthropoda; Insecta; Diptera; Culicidae
Product: malate synthase
Exons: 5
Coding region: 124-1761 (545 amino acids)
Biological process (GO): glyoxylate cycle
Cellular component (GO): cytoplasm
Molecular function (GO): malate synthase activity
Source: RefSeq, a predicted model, not a curated record
AACUGACCGCCAGCCAGUGUGGAUCAUACCGGGGAGCAGUACACAACCUGUUUAGGAAGAGGCGCAUAUGUUUGGAAACUUGGAAACUUUUUGCAUGAGAUAACAGAGUUGACGCGUAAAAUAAUGGAAUCGCUGAAAGAUGUUUGCAUCGAAAGGGCACCUCAUCGAUUAGAAGCUGCGUAUGGAGAGAUAUUCACCAAAGGUGCCUUACAGUUUCUACAGGAUCUGUUCACCGAAUUUGAUAGCGAGGUUGAAAAGCUUUUGAGACGGAGAUUGGAACGACAGCUGUAUAUCAAACAGGGUAAAUGGAAGCCAGAAUUUAGGAACAACAGCGAAGAGCUGGAUUGGAAAAUUAACGAUCUACCAGCGAGACUGAGGAACCGAAAAUUGGAUCUAGGAGAUGUUAGUCCAGCGAACACGACUAAUUUCAUCGACAGCUUGUAUGCGAAAGUGCAGGGCAUUCAAGUGGACUUUGACGAUGGUCAUUGCCCAACGUGGAGGAACACGGUACAAGGAUUAUAUAAUGUGACCAAAGCGGUGCACGCUGGACUGCCAGGAGCUCCAGCCAACAUUCAAGAUUGUCCAAUUUUGAUGCUUAGACCGAGGGCUUUCAACAUGAUUGAACAUCACUGUAUGAUCAACGGAAAGCAGGUGGUGGGACCUCUGUUUGAUUUUGCCAUCCUGAUGUACCACAAUGCCAAUUUGAUGGCGGACUUAGGCGUGGGACCUUAUUUUUAUCUGUCGAAGAUCGAAGGCCCAAAUGAAACGCAACUGUGGAAUAAAAUCUUCACCUGGACCGAGCAUCGACUGAACCUGCGAAGCGGUACCAUCAAGGCCUGCGUCCUGAUCGAGAACAUUCUUGCCGCGUAUCGCAUGGAAGACAUACUCCACUCUAUAAAGGAGCACGCCAUUGGACUGAACUGUGGCAUUUGGGAUUACUCGGCGAGUAUCAUUGCCAAGUUUGGCGACAGGCCGGAUUUUAUGAUUCCCGAUCGUAACAAGUAUGUUAACAUGGGGCAACCUUUUUUGAAAAACUAUAUGACCCUGUUGAUACACAUUUGUCACAAACGUGGGGCACUGGCGACUGGAGGAAUGGCGGCUAAAAUAUUACCCAGUGGGAAGGGAUCAAACAAUGUAAUUGACGAAAUUGUGAAUGGUGUUAAAGCGGCUAAAUCUGUAGAGAUUGCAGCCGGUGUUGACGGAUUUAUGAUCUACGAUUUACGCAUGGUCGACGCAAUUAACGAUCUGUGGGACUGGAAGUGCCCGACCGAGAACCAACUGCAAUGUCUUCCCGACGUUGAUCACGUGACUGGGUUCAGCUUGAUCAAAAUUCCCGAGGGUGGUGUAACACUGGAAGGAUUGAACAACAACAUAACUGUAGCUUUGCUGUUCAUCUACCAUUGGCUGACCGGAAGCGGAGUGUUCUAUUUGAACGGAGCCGUUGAAGAUUCUGCGACAGCGGAGAUAUCUCGCUCGCAAAUCUGGCAGUGGAUUCGACACAAAGCACCGAUCGAGGGUAAAUCUGAUCUAUACGUUACAAGGGCGAUGGUUUAUACAAUGCUGGAAGGGAUAAUUGCCAAAGCGUACAAAAGUUGGUGCAAUUCGAUACCGGACCGGAAGCGUUUGCUUUCUUCCAAAUAUAUCCUGUUGGAGAUUAUUUCAUCGCGUAGCUAUAUCGAGUAUAUUACGACCUACUUGAGUGACAGUCAUAAAUUCCGAACGCUACACAACAAAAACGAUGGACUAGAAUCCAAAUUGUAAUACAAAAAUUGCAAGUAUGGAUGGCUUAACUAUUUGCUCAUUCAAGUAGGGUGGGGCGGGGCAAGAUGGGUCGCGGGGCAAGAUGGGUCAGUGCCAUUUUCGGGCGCAUUACUCAUGUUUUGAUUAUGUUAAUAAUUUUGUUAGAUGACCAGCAUGAAUAUACAAAAGUUUGGGGCAUUGAUUGAAAAAUUAUUCACUCUCAUUGGAAAUACAAAAUAAAAUGGUUUUUUGCCAUUUUUCUUAUGCGAUACAUUCCAUAUAUCUAUAUAUAUAAAAAUGCAGUGGCAUACGUGGGACCGCGCAUAACUUGCGAACGGAUGGUCCAAUUUGGGUUGUCUAAGUUUUGAUCUGUUAAUUUUCACCCAAGGAAGGUUUAUGAGACGAAAAACAUGGGAAAAUUGAGAGUUUUUGAACAUCGUUGUUUCAUACAUUUUGAACGGGGACUUGGGCUUGGCUAGGUACUUGAAACGUCAAAAAACGCAGUAGGCAAGACAAAGUUUGCCGGGGACAGCUAGUUCUCCAUAUAAACGGCCGCGGGGCAAGAUGGGUCACCUUCGUAUUUUUGGAGCAUUCAAAAGUUAUUUAUUUUUUGUUACAAGACUAUCUCAUAAAUGACUUCAAUCAAGCGGAAUAAACGCUCAAAAUUAUAACAUAAAAUUAUGAUAAUUUUUUAGUAAAAACAUCGAUUUUCAAGUCGCCUCAGGACCACUCAAAUCGUAAAGUUUUUUUAUAUUCCAAAUAAAUUUAUAAAAUGUUUACUAGUAGCUCUUGUUUACUCAGUAUGGAUAUGGAGCAUGUUUGAAUGCGGAACAAAUCUUAUAUUUUGACGUUUUUCGUUGAGAAAAUGUCAAUUACUUAAAAGGUGACCCAUCUUGCCCCGCACUUUUUUCACGGCACAAAAUCGAUCACUUUUUAAAACUGCUUGUUUAACAUCAUAUUUUGUAUUUAAUGAACUUUUUAUCGACUUUUAGCAUAGCUAACUAGUGUAUUAAAGAGUAGCGAACGAAUGCAAACCAAUCCGAUUUGUAUUUACGAAGUUAUGAUGAUCCAUCCUUAUGCGACCCAUCUUGCCCCGCCCCACCCUACCUAUGUAUGGUAUGUUUAAAAAAAAUGUUCGAAAUUGUGUACAGAAGAUGAAUUUAGUUGUUGAAUAAAAUUAAGGUACAAAUAGAGUUUGGAAAAACAUAUUUUUCAUAUUACCGGUUUAGAGUUUCUACAAAUAUUUGUUUUUGUUAUAUUUAGGUAGAUGGUUGAAAUAAAAUAUUCUGUUAUUGAGAUUGCCUCAAUACCACUGAU